GUGUUUAGGAUGCAUUUUCUGAUGGUGAAAUUAAGUAAAGGAAAUUUGUAACCAUGGCUUGUAGCAAGUCAGCAGUCGAUUCCAUGGAGGAAUACAUCUGUCCUGUUUGUCUGGAGCUAUUUAGUGACCCAGUAAUUCUGCACUGUGGACAUCACUUCUGUAGACCUUGUAUUGAUAAGGUCUGGGAUGGUAGAAAAAUCCCCUAUUGUCCCGAGUGCAGGCAGAAGUUUCCAGCUAGAAGGUAUACAGUGAAUAGACUGUUGGCUAAUCAGCUGGUAAGAACUCAAAGAUUGAAGCAGGAGCAGGCUGAGGAAAUGACAGACUCUGAGGUGAAUGAAAAUCUGCAGAGUAUGGAUGCAUCAAGCAGGAUGGUGGAGUACCAAUGCAGAGCACAUGGAAAGAAGAUGGAGUUGUUUUGUCGGGAGGAGGAGGUUCUUGUCUGUGUUAUGUGUGUACCUGAGCACUUUGGCCACCAUCUUCUCUUACUGCAAGAGGCAGUUAGACUGUAUCAGGGCAAGCUCGAAACUGUCUUGUCUCCCUUGAAUGCAAACUUGGAAUACCUUGCUGAGCUCCAAAGCAAGCAAGAAAAUGCUUUGUUGAAUAUACAAGAUACAUCCCAGCAGUUGGAACAGCAGAUUGAUUCAGAGUUUGCCAAACUGUUGCAGUUUCUUGAGGAGAAGAAAGUGAAGCGGAUCCAAAAUCUGAAGGAUGAAACAAAAAGAAUUCUGGAAAAGAUGGAGAAAAAUCUGCAGGAAAUAAAAGAGAAGUAUAGUAUAAUUCAUGGAGAAACAUGCACUAUCCUGUCAAAGAUGGAACAGAAGGAUUAUCUUGCUUUCCUAGCAGGAAUAAAGGAUCAUGCCCAAAGGUUCACAAAGUUUGAGGAGGAGGAUGUUGAAUUAACAUUGGUGACUGAAGACCUAAACCUGGGGAUGUACAGCUACUUUCUACAGUAUGAAGUUUGGAAAGAAAUGAAGUGUGUUCUUUCCCUUGUGCCAUCUCCUUUGAGACUGGAUCCAAAGACCGCACAUCCUAAACUCAUCCUGUCUGAAAAUCUGACUAGUGUAAGAAUCUGUGACAGAAGACACCAGCCGCUGAACAACAUUGAGAGGUUUGAUGCCAGCUUUUAUGUGCUGGGAUCAGAGGGCUUCUUAUCAGGAAGGCACUGCUGGGAGGUAGAAGUUGGGAAGAAACCCAAUUGGUACUUGGGUGUGGCUACAGAGUCUAUUGACAGAAAGGGAGCAAUCUUGAAUAAACCUGAGAUUGGCUACUGGAUGAUAAGGAAGAGAAAUGGCACUGAAUAUUUUGCUGAUGAUAUUGUUUGUAAAUCCCUCAAUGUACAAGGAAAUCCCUUGAAGAUCAGAAUAUACUUGGACUAUGAGAGAGGACAGAUAUCAUUUUAUAGUGCAGAGGAUGCAUCUCAUCUGUACACAUUCAAUGAUACCUUCACUGAGAGGCUGUUCCCAAUCCUCAAUCCAUGCAGCAAUAGAACUGGUAAAAAUGGCGAACCUUUAAAAUUGUUUCACCACAAGCUGUAAUCAAGACUGUAAAUUGGAGGUUUUUGAGCACAACUUUGCACUUGGUCCAACUGCAUAAAUUGCACUAUCUAUUUUUUAAAAGCUUUGAAUAAUUGCAUAAAUCUAACAGAUGUAAAUGGGAGGUUGAAAUGCACUGCUCUGCAAGAGGUUAGACGCAUGCUAAUGUUUGUAUUGGAAUUCUGUACCUUAGCUAUGUAUUUUUGAUAGUUAAACGUGGUUUAGUUUGAGGUGAAGGAAUAUUGUAAUUGACAAAUGUUGGCUUGUGAUAACCACAAAUGCACACUUAUCCGACUGAAUCCUAAAAUUUAAUGUUUAAUUGUGAAUUUUGUACAUCUUUAAAGUUGUAUGUUAAUACAGCAAAUGCUCAUAUGUAAUUUAUUUAUAUUAAUGCAAAAGAUAAUAAAGAUUGUCUAAUUUUGUUAUGGAA
Molecule: messenger RNA, 1962 nt
Organism: Protopterus annectens (West African lungfish)
Lineage: Eukaryota; Metazoa; Chordata; Ceratodontiformes; Protopteridae
Product: zinc-binding protein A33-like
Exons: 6
Coding region: 54-1535 (493 amino acids)
Molecular function (GO): protein binding; zinc ion binding
Source: RefSeq, a predicted model, not a curated record